ACGGUUAUUAUUAAUGUACUUUUAAAAGAAUAAAGGAUACUAAAAUAAAUAUAAGAAGAUCAAAACAAAGAGUGUCGACCAAUCAGAUAAAGAGAGGCGUUUUCUCUGACCAAUCACAGUUCAGCAAGAGUUGCCAUGGUAACACUGUAAACAACAUGGCUUCUCUCUCACGCCAUAAUAUGGUUUCUGGAGGGAUUUACGACCUUCCUAAAGUAUCUUAUAGUGAAUCAACAAGAUUAUUAUUGAAAGAAUUGUUGCAGGAGGCUGCAGUGAACCUGCAGCACCAGCGACACAUUGAGCGCUGGGUUGGUGCUGGCAAGUCCCUCCCUCACCAUGAAGCACUGGGUGGACGCUCUCGUCCUACUCGCCGACCUCCCUCUUCCUCCUCUUCCGCCUCCUCUUCCAGCAGCUGCAGGCAGACCUCAAGACCACACAUGCAGACCAAACGCUCCCACGAAGCUAUCAAGAGCAUGGGUCUCUACCAGCCCAACACACACUAUGUUCCUCCACCUCCCAGUGAGUAG
Molecule: messenger RNA, 524 nt
Organism: Cherax quadricarinatus
Lineage: Eukaryota; Metazoa; Arthropoda; Malacostraca; Decapoda; Parastacidae
Source: RefSeq, a predicted model, not a curated record